AUGAGUUUGAAAAAUACAUGGCUAUUUCCAAUUGCUUAUUGUGACGCUGCGGAACCUUGGCAAUUAGGAUUUCAAGACGCAGCAACACCUAUGAUGCAAGGAAUAAUUGACUUACAUCAUGAUAUUUUUUUCUUCCUAAUAAUUAUUUUGAUCUUUGUAUUAUGGAUGUUGGUUCGCGCUUUAUGGCAUUUUCAUUAUAAAAGAAAUCCAAUUCCGGAAAGGGUUGUUCAUGGAACUACUAUAGAGAUUAUUUGGACCAUUUUUCCUAGUAUUAUUCUGAUGUUUAUUGCUAUACCAUCUUUUGCUUUAUUAUAUUCAAUGGACGAGGUAGUAGAUCCAACAAUUACUAUCAAAGCUAUUGGACAUCAACGGUAUUGGACUUAUGAGUAUUCAGACUAUAACAGUUCUGAUGAACAGUCACUAACUUUUGAUAGUUAUAUGAUUCCAGAAGAUGACUUAGAAUUGGGUCAAUUACGCUUAUUAGAAGUAGACAAUCGAGUAGUGGUACCAGCAAAAACUCAUCUACGUAUGAUUAUAACAUCUGCUGAUGUACUUCAUAGCUGGGCCGUACCCUCCUUAGGUGUAAAAUGUGAUGCUGUACCUGGUCGUUUAAAUCAGACUUCCAUUUUUAUUAAACGAGAAGGAGUUUACUAUGGUCAGUGCAGUGAACUUUGUGGAACUAAUCAUGCGUUUAUGCGUGCGCCCGAAUAA
Molecule: messenger RNA, 711 nt
Organism: Physcomitrium patens
Lineage: Eukaryota; Viridiplantae; Streptophyta; Bryopsida; Funariales; Funariaceae
Source: the annotation of a RefSeq genome assembly